This is a messenger RNA of Fusarium subglutinans, 1803 nucleotides long. RefSeq names its product TOB3 (member of AAA-ATPase family). The record is from RefSeq and is a predicted model, not a curated record. Gene Ontology annotation, molecular function: ATP binding; ATP hydrolysis activity. The coding region runs from base 1 to 1803 and encodes 600 amino acids. The transcript has 5 exons. Lineage: Eukaryota; Fungi; Ascomycota; Sordariomycetes; Hypocreales; Nectriaceae.
AUGACUUCCGAUCAACUGCACCCCAGUCAUGAGAAUGGCACUGAGCCAGCCUCCCAAGAAUCGAUUUGCGAGUCCAAAGUUUAUCACCAUACUAAGAACAAAGAUGGCAGAGACCAAUGCAAAGAACAGCUUCAGGACUCUGAGCCAACGAAGAACUCUGAAGACGACGAGGAUAGUCCGUAUGCCUUGAUUGUCAGAAGACGAUUUUCAGAGAAGCGAGAAGUCGAGUCAACUACAGUAUGCAUCAACUCGCCACUGAUUCACAAAGCAUUCCAAGAUGUCAUCGGGUCUUAUCCGACGGUCGCAUCAGACUUCAAGAGCUCUUUCAAGCUUGAGAGCCCAUUUCAGAUCCUUCUGCACUACUGGGACCCCCUCGAAGCCUACCGAGAUGAAGCCGAUUCUCCUCGGAUGCGGCAACAUCUCAACUUACUCUUCCGUUUCAUGGAAGAAGAAAUGGGCCCUGAGAGACGCACCCUCCAACAUAUGCUUCAGAAGCAAAUGAUCACCUUUAAGCAGGCAUGGGUAAUCUACCGUCCCGGAGACCUUGUUGUCAGCGAAGUUCUGGGAAAGUCAUGGUUAUCACGCGUGGAAAAAGUGUCUUAUGGGACAAGCCGAAACCGCGGACCAGCGAUUACUUUGCGUCAGACCAUCCAGCCAAGAUCAAAAGACUUCCAGUUUAUCCACGAAAGUUCUGUGACCGGGGCCCGGCCGGACCUGGAGACGGAGCUUCUUGAGCGGGGCAAGAAGUUCAUCACCAAUCGUGGGAUAUUGACCAAGGACUAUGAUGGCAUCGCAGAGUGGCUGAAAGAACCUCCCCUCGACUUUUUUGAUCCCAACAUGGCAGACUAUCCGCCUAUCUGGCUGCCAUUCACAGAAACCGGACGUGUCGUGCUCGAUCGCAAGACUUUCGAAGAAGACAACUAUAGCCACGUUACGAUGAUUGAAGAGGUUGAUGAUCCGGAGCUUUUUCUCUGCCCGCCAUAUGCCUUAGGGUACUCUACUGGCCGAAAGGAGUGGUGUCGCUAUCUGGUCGAUAAUCUGAGGGAUGUGGCAUGGAAGGAGAAUGCGUGGUCAUCACUGAUCCUUGAUCAGGAACAGAAACAGGUCUUGAAAGCCCUCGUCAUGUCACACAAACAUCCAGAGAGAGUCAGGAGCCUGUCAGAACAAAAGGGUAAAGGAUUGGUGGUCCUUCUGCAUGGAACUCCUGGUUCAGGUAAAACGCUCUCUGCAGAAACAGCAGCUGAGAUGUCCAAAAAGGCGCUGCUGUCCACAAGCAUGAGCGAGCUAAACAGAUAUGAUAGGCUUAAACAGAUCCUACAAUACGCUACAACCUGGAACGCAAUCAUCCUAUUUGACGAAGCAGACGUCUUUCUCGAGAGCCGAGACUUGACUUCCAACAGUACUACUCGCAAUGCACUUGUGGCCGUAUUUCUAAAACACCUCGAAUAUUUUUCAGGAAUUGUCUUUCUGACGACAAGCCGCCUCAGCAGUAUAGACGCUGCGAUGAAGUCCCGCAUCCACCUGUCACUUUCAUUCGGUCCUCCCGAGGCAGAAGUUCGCCGCCAGAUCUGGAAACAGAACCUCGAAGCUGUCCCAGUCGAUGAGACAGAGAUCGGUGGGAAGGAACUGAGUAGUCAGGCAGCUGAAGACCUGAUACAUCAUAAGCUUAACGGACGUGAGAUGUCCAAUGCUCUCAACACAGCGAGGACUCUUGCGAGAUUUGAGGAGGUCAAGUUGAGUUUACAACAUAUUGAGACGGUACUCAAAGUCGGACAGACAUUUAGGAAGCAUAUAGAAACUUAG